This is a messenger RNA of Entrophospora sp. SA101, 2043 nucleotides long. The record is from the annotation of a GenBank genome assembly. Lineage: Eukaryota; Fungi; Glomeromycota; Glomeromycetes; Entrophosporales; Entrophosporaceae.
AUGAUACAUUCAAGUUAUUUUAAAUUAAAUGAAAUAUCAAAUAUAACGCAAGACUUCAUAAUUUAUACUGCUAAUAUACUUUCAGAACUUGACUUUUCACAAGAUAUUUCAAAUAAUGGAACGGUUGACUAUACAGUUAGCCAAUUAUCAAACUUUUUUCAACGUCGAAAUCUAACUAUACCAGCAAAAAUAGUUGAUCGUUGGAAUGGUUUUGCUCAUGGAAAUACACCUUUAGAUAAAAUUGUUUGUAUACUUUGUGGCUAUGCUAUAUUUAUAUCAAUGUGUACUUGGUACUUGUCAAAAACAAGAAACAAUUAUAGACGUACAGUUGGACGAGCUAUUAGAGAAGGUUUAAAACAACAAGGAAUUGUAUUGAAGGUUGCAUUUUUUAUUGCCAUAGAAUUAGUUAUAUUUCCAAUAAUAUGUGGUAUUUUAUUAGAUCUAUCAACAUUGCCACUUUUCCCUGUUGCAACGCCAACAUCACGACUAGAAUUUUAUUUUGAAUCACCAGUCACCUCAACACUUUUGCAUUGGUUUAUAGGAACAGCAUUUAUGUAUUAUUUUGCAGUUUUUGUCACUCUUUGUCGUGAUACUGUAAGACGUGGGGUAUUAUGGUUUAUUAGAGAUCCCAAUGAUCCACAAUUUCAUCCAAUCAAAGAAAUUUUAGAAAGACCGGUAUUAACACAGCUCAGGAAAAUAUGUGCAAGUGGUAUUAUGUAUAGUGCAAUGAUUGUGUUUGGUAUAGGAAGUGUUAUAUAUUUUCUUCGUCAUUGUAUUAGAGGAAUUUUACCACUACAUUGGUCUUUUUCUGAGCCAAUUUCUGAUUUUCCUGUUGAUCUUUUGAUAUUUCAUAUAAUUGUACCUGUUACUAUUGGUUGGGCCAAGCCAAAGCGUUUAUUUAUUAGCUUAUUUGAAAAGUGGUGGCGAUUUACUUCACAUCAAUUACGGUUGACAUCAUUUAUGUUUGGUGGACGACAUGAUUCAGAAGAGGGGACAAUUGUGAGAAAGACAUGGCGAGCAAUUUUUUUUAAUUUAAGCCCAAAAAUUCCACCACCAGGAGUUGUUGAAAUUGAAGAUAAUAGCAAUGAUGAUGUUGAAUUUGUAAGAGAUGGUGGAUUUGUUAGAGCACCAAAUUAUGACGGUGUUCCUGUUGUACCUGGGAAAAGAAUGUUAGUUCCAGUGACAGAGGAUGGAGUGUUACUUGAUUCUAAUGAUGCACUUGUUGGAGAAGAUGACUUACUACAUUACAUGGUUGUUUAUGUUCCACCUAAUUUCAAAGCAAGAAUUAUUUUAUUUUUAUUUCUAAUGUGGUUAUGUGGCUCUUUAUUUGGUUGCUCAGUAACAGUUUUGCCACGAGUUUUUAUGGAAAUAUUGUUUAGAAAAGUUAGACUUUUUUUUGUGGAUAGAGAUAAUAAAAUAAAUUGGGUUUUAGUUAAAGAAAAAAUCUCAGAUACAUUAAUAUCAGCAUUUAAAGUUCUCUAUAUUGUUUUAUCAUUUGGAUUUAUCAUACCAUUCCUUCUUUCAUUUAUAAUUGACCUUUAUAUGAUUUUGCCAUGGAAAAAGAUUACAACCAAUUCACAGACAAUCUCAUUUUUACAGGAUUGGGCAUUAGGAAUUGUUUAUAUGAAGAUAAUAUAUCGAAUCAUUUUUAUGUUACCAGAUAAUGAUUACAGUAGAGCAAUUAAUGUUCUUACAGCACAAGGUCUUAGAAAUAUGGAUCUUGAAUUGGUUACCAGUGUUUUUAUAGCACCUAUUAGUCUUAUUGGGCUAGGAGCCAUAAUUCUUCCAGGAUCAGCUGCUCUAUUCUAUAUUGAAAUAUAUGAAAUAGCCAAUCCAAACACAGUUACAAUGUUGUAUCGAUAUGUUUACCCAUUAUUUUUAUCAUUUGUGUUUGGAUAUUAUGCUCAACAGCAUAUAGUUCAACUUAUUAAGAAAUGGGUUGAGACUGUUAAAGAUGAAGAAUUUUUAAUAGGUAGAGUAUUACAAAAUUAUGAAGAACAACAAGAACAAGAAAAAAAUGCAGUGGUCUCACAAGUAAUAUAA